Messenger RNA from Zea mays, 1322 nucleotides. RefSeq lists its product as uncharacterized. Gene Ontology annotation, cellular component: nucleus; cytoplasm; cyclin-dependent protein kinase holoenzyme complex. Gene Ontology annotation, biological process: protein phosphorylation; regulation of G2/M transition of mitotic cell cycle; regulation of gene expression. The transcript is spliced from 7 exons. The record is from RefSeq and is marked validated. NCBI's taxonomy places the organism in Eukaryota, Viridiplantae, Streptophyta, Magnoliopsida, Poales, Poaceae. Gene Ontology annotation, molecular function: cyclin-dependent protein serine/threonine kinase activity; ATP binding; cyclin binding. Bases 88 to 1080 code for a protein of 330 amino acids.
GUCGCAAGGCCACAACAACUCCACUCCUCCCCAUCCCUAGCUAGCCACUAGGGUUUGCCAGCCUUUGCAGCGUCGCGCUCGCGUCUCAUGCCCUUGCCCAUCGACGGUAGACGAGAGCGAGCGGUCUGUGUUCGUGGAGCAGGGGCCGGCGCCAUGGAGAUCAACAUCGUGGACAAGUACGAGAAGCUGGAGAAGGUCGGGGAGGGCACCUACGGCAAGGUGUACAAGGCGCAGGACAAGGCGACGGGGCAGCUGGUGGCGCUGAAGAAGACCCGCCUCGAGAUGGACGAGGAGGGCAUCCCGCCCACGGCGCUCCGCGAGAUCUCCCUCCUCAACCUCCUCUCCCACUCCAUCUACAUCGUCCGCCUCCUCGCCGUCGAGCAGGCCGCUAAGAAUGGCAAGCCCGUCCUCUACCUCGUCUUCGAGUUCCUCGACACCGAUCUCAAGAAGUACCUCGACGUCUACCGCAGGGGGCCCAGCGCCAGGCCGCUCCCCGCGACACUCAUCAAGAAUUUCCUGUAUCAGUUAUGCAAAGGAGUUGCACACUGCCAUAGCCAUGGUGUCCUUCACCGGGAUUUAAAGCCACAAAACCUGCUGGUGGACAAGGAGAAGGGUAUACUGAAGAUUGCUGAUCUGGGACUCGGUAGGGCUUUCACUGUGCCCAUGAAAAGCUACACCCAUGAGAUUGUGACCCUUUGGUACAGAGCUCCUGAAGUUUUGCUUGGAGCAACACAUUACUCAACUGGCGUUGAUAUGUGGUCUGUUGGAUGCAUCUUUGCUGAAAUGGCCCGACGGCAGGCUCUCUUUCCUGGUGACUCGGAGUUGCAACAGUUGCUUCACAUCUUCAGGUUGCUGGGAACACCUACUGAGGAACAGUGGCCUGGAGUGAGUGAUUUAAGGGACUGGCAUGAGUUUCCACAGUGGAAGCCCCAGGGUUUGGCACGUGUCGUCCCAACACUGGAACCUGAAGGAGUUGACCUUCUAUCGAAAAUGCUUCAGCUUGAUCCUUCAAACAGGAUAUCAGCUUUAGCUGCGAUGGAGCAUCCCUACUUUAACAGCCUUGACAAGUCCCAGUUCUAGCCGUUGUACUAUGUGGUUCAGAAGGCGCUACCCUCGUACAGAGAGAUUUCCAAUGGUGUUAUGAAUCUCAAUUGCCAUCUAGGCAACUGGUUCAUGAUUUUACCAAUCUGUUAGUGAGUGAAAAUCGUGCGAGGGUCAUAUGUGUUCCCCUUGUCUUAAAAAUCUGGUGUGGUGUAGAACAAGAGUUACCUGUGGGAGGCCUGUGAUAAUGCCCUUUAUGUCUCAACAUCCAUUUUCGUGCA